AUGGCCACAGAAAGCAUCACCGAGCUCGCGAGCAUCAUCGCUACAAGCACCGCCCAGGUCUCCGCCUACCUCGAUCAAAAUGGCCUGCCGCAGCCUUCGUUCGCGGUGACCGGACCCUCGACAUCUCAGAUCCCGCCAUCCGAGGUCGAGAUUGAGAGCGCCCGUUUGACUGCCAUUGAUGCUACUCAGCGACUACGAAACCUCCUGCUUGGCCCACACGAUUUUCUCACAAGCAUAACGCCCAGUGAAUGGAUCAGCUUCCAAGCUGUCGCUCGCUUUGGGCUUGCGUCCUGCGUUCCAAUUGAUGGCAGCGCGAGUUGUGCCACCCUCGCGGCCGCAUGUGGCCUCCCGGAGUCCACGACUCGACGACUGCUGCGCCAUGCCGUCGUCAAGAACGUCUUUUGCGAGGCCGGCCCGGACGGAGUUGCCCACAAUGCUGUAUCCCGUCUACUCGCCGAGAAGCCGACUUUGAACGCAUGGCUACGCUUCAAUACUGGGGAUAGCUGGAGUGCGGCCAGUCAGACGGUCGAGGCGCUGGCCAGGUGGCAUGGCAGUGAGGAGCCAAACGAGACGGGCUUCACCCUCGCAAGUGGCACAGGACUGGGCAUGUACGACACUUAUGCAGUGCAGCCAGAGCGCGGCGAGAGAUUUGCCAACUCCAUGAAGAAUCUCACGGAAAGCCCCGGAUUUGAUGCUGGGCACUUGGUCGCCGGGUAUGACUGGGCAUCGCUCAAAUCUGCCGUGGUGGUAGAUCUCGGCGGUUCCCACGGCGCCGUCGCACGAAGGCUGGUGGAGUCUUUUCCGACCCUCAGUGUGGUCGUACAGGACCUGGCCGAGGUGAUUGCACAAGCACCACCAUCGCAGACUCACAUCUCGUUCAUGUCGCACGACUUCUUCACGCCUCAGCCGGUGGUGGCAGACGUCUACCUCUUUCGCUGGAUCCUGCACAACUGGUCGGACAAGUACUGCGCUGCCGCCGAUUUGAUCAUGCUCCAGCUCUUCAAUUCCAAGGAAAGAGACAUGGAGGACUGGGCUGCCUUGUUCGAGACGGCAGAUUCGCGGUUUCGCUUCCAGGGUGGGCGGCUACCUACGGGAAGUAGGCUCUCUGUCUUGGAAGCGGUGUGGGAAGGGUAG
Messenger RNA from Neohortaea acidophila, 1134 nucleotides. RefSeq names its product O-methyltransferase. Bases 1 to 1134 code for a protein of 377 amino acids. The transcript is spliced from 5 exons. Gene Ontology annotation, molecular function: O-methyltransferase activity. NCBI's taxonomy places the organism in Eukaryota, Fungi, Ascomycota, Dothideomycetes, Mycosphaerellales, Teratosphaeriaceae. The record is from RefSeq and is a predicted model, not a curated record.